Molecule: messenger RNA, 3143 nt
Organism: Astyanax mexicanus (Mexican tetra)
Lineage: Eukaryota; Metazoa; Chordata; Actinopteri; Characiformes; Acestrorhamphidae
Gene: s100u
Product: S100 calcium binding protein U
Exons: 3
Coding region: 238-714 (158 amino acids)
Cellular component (GO): perinuclear region of cytoplasm
Molecular function (GO): calcium ion binding
Source: RefSeq, a predicted model, not a curated record
GGAACACGCCCUCAGACUGUCUCAGCCAGGAGGAAAAAGUUUAACCUGAAAAAAAAAACUAAAUCACGGAAGAGGCUCUGCAGCCUUUCGAGUUUGACAAGUUUUGUGGUGUUGAAGAGAGAGAAGGAGUGAAGAGACGGGAGAAGAGGGGGAAGAGAAAGGAAGAGAGAGAGAGAAGUGAAAAGCUGCAGCUCAGUCGUCGUUUUCGUGUCCCGGGUUUGAGGAUAAAGAACAAUCAUGGAAGGGGCCAUCAAGACAGUAGUGUCAGUCUUCUUGAAAUUUGCAAAAGGCAAGGAGAACCUUGGAGGAAAGGAGUUCCAAACCCUUGUGGAGAAACAGCUAAACAACAUAAUGACGGAUGCAGAAAACUCUAAGGCCGUUACAAAGAUGCGCCAGGGCCUUGACGAAAACAAAGAUGGAAAAAUCAGCUUCCAGGAGUACAUGAUUCUGGUUGGCGAACUGGCACAGCAGUACAGUCACCAGUGUUGCAGCGAGAAUGAGAGUGGAGUGGAGGUUUCAGUGCAGGAGACACAGGCCGAGGCCCCUGCAGCGGCAAAGGCGGAAGCAGAAGUAGUGGUAGUCGCGGAGCCUGUAAAAGAUGAGGUGGUGGCAGUCGUAGUGAAGGAUGAGGCAGAGCCAAAAGUAGAGGCAGAGGAAGAGGAGGAAGAAGAAGCGAAGGAAGAAGGAGCGGCAGAGGCAGAGAAGACUUCGUAGAAGCUAGAGCCAGUUUAAGCAAACUUCUCCAAACCUUUUUACCCUUUUUGUUUAUUUCAGCCUAAUAUUUGUAAUAAUGUCAUAAUGUAUUACAUAGCCUCUCAAAUUUGGCCAACACUGCAUAUUUUACCACUACGUUGUAGCAUAAAACACUAAAUAUUGUUAAUUUUACAUGUCCUAAUGUGUAUUGUCAUUUGUAUUGAUCUGUAUUGUAUUUUAGCCAUUUAAAGAUUUGUACUUACGUUAACACUACACUCUAUCAUGGGGAUCUAAAUGUGCCACACAGUACUUCUGCCAAUAUGUUUACAAAUGCUACAUUUUAUUGGCACAUUCAAUUAAAUAAUCAGUUGACUCUGAUGGUAGUACAACAGCAUGAAUACCAGGGAGCCUUAUGCAUUAUGACUGGUUCUUUUUUUUAUUUAAGGUUUUGUUGUACACAUUUGGUUGCUCAGCAUGAAUUCUGAUUUCACACUAAUUUCACACUAAUACAGAGCCCUGUUUAUAUACCACUGCCAGAAUUGGAAUGAAGUCUUUUUUUUUUUGCAUGACAAUAAACAAACUUUGUCUUUAAGCUUUUUGUUUAAUAGCAUGUUUGUUCUUGUGCUCUUCUUUUACUCUUGCUUUUUACCUUCUUUAAGGAUUGGGAUAGUUUCAUUUCUAAUCGUAUUGGUUUUCCUCUCCGCCCACAUUCAUCUCUAUCCACAUUUCUUUUCUCUCACGUUGUGCCUUAACUUUAACAUGAGUUUGCGUUCGUCCCUCACUUAGCGAGCUUUGUCUAGCAUUGUCUCAAGAACUAGUAUAUCAGGUGCUCUGUGUCCUAAUAAUGACCAGGGCUUAAUAAUUAAGGACCUUUGGGAUGGAAUCCACACCAGGGGACCCAUGUGGCCCCACGGGAGCCCAAAAUAGCCUACAGCAUUAGGCCACUGACCCAGGGAGGCCCCAGAAUAGCCAGGUGUCCUCCACGCAACGCAAUCCACAUAUGAUCCACAAGUUAGAACUGGAAGAGCGAACAAGACAAUGAGAAAGCCUCACGCUAAUUGCUCAUUGUUUUCUGGUGUAUCAGAUCUCAAAUUUGACCAUUCACGUGGAGAUGGUUUCGUCUAUUUUAUAGUUUGUUUGUUUGUAUGUUUAGUGAAGUUGCGUUUUGAUCUCUUGAUACCACUGCAUCAUCCAGUUGAAUUUUUAUACAAUACAAAUGUGAAAAUGAGUAGCAACAAGUAGGCUUAUCACAGUAACUAUUUUUUAAUAAUAUAUUGUCUGAGAAAUGACUGCAAUAAAUUAUAUUGCCAAAUAUCACGAUAAGACCAAAUGCCAUGCCACUGAUAUAAUAAUUAUAGAAGUGCACAAUAAUACAAUUGCACCUUAAUAAAAAGCAAUUUUUUUAUUAUUAGUAGUUGGCAUUGAAGCAAUAUUUAAAAAAAAAAGUCCUAAAUUGCAAAAUAAAAGUAAUAGGCGUAGCAAAUGAGUCAGGAAUGCAAAUAAAAAAAUUCCAAAUAAGUCUUUAAAACACCUGCUUUUCAGUAUUGUUUAUUUAGUGGAUUAUGGGUUUAGGAGAAACCAACAUAUCAUCUCUAAUUAGGUUCUCUAUUUUAUUCUUUGUAACUUCUGCAUUUCUCCUGAUAUCUGUUCAACAGGAUUUCAGUGUAAAUUAACUUCAUAUAUAACAUCUUUCCUUUCAGACCUGUCAUGAUAACCUUUGGAAAUUUUAGAGUAUUUGACAGUUGAGGCAAUGAACCAUGAACAUAGUGUUAUGCUGUGCUUCUGGAUCCUUGUCGAGCCAGUAUCAGAUUGUUGUGGUUGUUGCUGUUUGUUGGGUGAAUAAUUAUACAUCCUGGCUGAGCCCUAUAGGUGUUAGGUGCUGGAUUUUAUAAUAUUCCAGUACAUUGUUUUGAAAGUCAUUUUCAGACUUUCAGAUUUAAUACCAUUGUUAUUACAACCAUUUAACACCAUUAUUAUGCAAUUGCAAUCUUUUAAAAGAGCAAUAUUACAACAUUGCAAUUGGAAUAGAAAAAAAGAACAUAGUUUUUAAACAAAAUUGACACACCGAGUUCACUUUUGAACAGACUCUGCACUAAAAGUAACCACAAUUGGUCAUAUUGAUAUAAGCAAAAAUAUGAUUGCGGUCAAGUCCAUAUACUGUAUUGUGCAGUCAGUCAGUAAUGAUGUUGUUAUUAUCGUGAAAGGUCUGCUUCCUAUUUCUAUAAUUUCAUCUCUAUAUCUCAGAAAGGUCUUUAAUUUUUUCAUUUAAAUUUCAGUUUGGGGCUUUACCGGAGUAACAUCUACAGUACUAAAUAGCCUCUCAAAAACCACUACAUUGUUUAUAAAUGUAUUAUUUGUAUGUAUGUAUGUAUGUAUGUAUGUAUGUAUGUAUGUACGUAUGUAUCUCUGAGAGAACUUUAUACACUUAUAAAAUCAUUAUUAAUCCAUUA